Molecule: messenger RNA, 3369 nt
Organism: Apodemus sylvaticus (European woodmouse)
Lineage: Eukaryota; Metazoa; Chordata; Mammalia; Rodentia; Muridae
Gene: Brf1
Product: BRF1 RNA polymerase III transcription initiation factor subunit
Exons: 18
Coding region: 316-2346 (676 amino acids)
Biological process (GO): transcription preinitiation complex assembly; DNA-templated transcription initiation; transcription by RNA polymerase III
Cellular component (GO): nucleus; transcription factor TFIIIB complex; transcription preinitiation complex
Molecular function (GO): TBP-class protein binding; RNA polymerase III type 3 promoter sequence-specific DNA binding; RNA polymerase III general transcription initiation factor activity
Source: RefSeq, a predicted model, not a curated record
GCUUCUGGCCCGCGAGGCCUACGGGCUCCAGGUUUGGAGCUUUGCUUCCGUCCGCCCGGAAGGUCGGCGGUUCGGUCCCAGCGUCCCAACGAUUCUUGAGUUCCUUUAUUGGCCCCGCGGGCACGGCCGUUGGAGGCGGCGCGGUCUGCACGCGCGUGGCGAAUCUGCCGCGACGAAUCGGCGGGCGUGGCGCCGGCGGCCUCGCGAGAGUGCGGCGCGGACGGAGGCGGCGCGACGGACCUUGCGGGCUAAGGGCCGCGGGCGGAAAGCGGGCUGCUGAGCGGCGGGGGGCCGGUGGGGCCCCGCGGCUCCAACAUGACGGGCCGCGUCUGCCGCGGCUGCGGCGGCACGGACAUCGAGUUGGACGCGGCGCGCGGCGAUGCGGUGUGCACGGGCUGCGGCUCUGUGCUCGAGGACAACAUCAUCGUCUCCGAGGUGCAGUUCGUGGAGAACAGCGGCGGCGGCUCGUCAGCGGUCGGCCAGUUCGUGUCGCUGGACGGUGCGGGCAAGACCCCAACCCUAGGCGGUGGCUUUCAUGUGAACUUGGGAAAGGAGUCAAGAGCACAGACCCUACAGAAUGGGCGGCGCCACAUCCACCACCUGGGGAGCCAGCUGCAGCUGAACCAGCACUGCCUGGACACAGCCUUCAAUUUCUUUAAGAUGGCUGUAAGCAAGCAUCUUACCAGAGGACGGAAAAUGGCCCAUGUGAUUGCUGCCUGCCUCUACUUGGUUUGCCGAACCGAAGGCACACCUCACAUGCUCCUGGACCUCAGUGACCUGCUCCAGGUUAACGUGUACGUGUUGGGGAAGACAUUCCUGCUCUUGGCGAGGGAGCUUUGCAUCAACGCUCCAGCUAUAGACCCGUGCCUGUACAUUCCACGCUUUGCUCAUCUACUGGAAUUUGGGGAGAAGAACCAUGAGGUAUCCAUGACAGCCCUGAGGCUUCUACAGAGAAUGAAAAGGGAUUGGAUGCACACGGGCCGGCGCCCCUCCGGCCUCUGUGGAGCAGCGCUUUUGGUUGCAGCCAGAAUGCAUGACUUCCGGAGAACAGUCAAAGAAGUCAUCAGUGUGGUCAAAGUGUGUGAGUCCACGCUGCGGAAGAGGCUCACAGAAUUUGAAGACACUCCAACCAGUCAGCUCACUAUCGAUGAGUUUAUGAAGAUUGACUUGGAGGAGGAGUGUGACCCUCCCUCAUACACAGCCGGACAGAGGAAGCUGCGCAUGAAGCAGCUGGAGCAGGUUCUGUCCAAAAAGCUGGAAGAAGUUGAAGGUGAAAUAUCCAGCUACCAGGACGCCAUUGAGAUUGAGUUAGAAAGCAGCCGACCAAAAGCAAAGGGCGCUCUCGCCAGCUUGUCGAAGGAUGGCUCCGGUGAGGACGCUACCUCAAGCCCCUUCUGUGAGGACGACACUGAGGAUGAGGAACUGGAGGCUGCUGCCAGCCACAUGAACAAGGACUUUUACCGAGAGCUCCUCGGGGAUGAUGGCGGCUCAGAGGCAGCAGAAGACCCCGAUGGAGGCAGCAGACCCCUCGCCCUGGAGUCCCUACUUGGUCCUCUGCCCACAGCAGCCAGCCUAGGCAUCUCCGACUCUAUCCGAGAGUGCAUCUCCUCCCCAAGUGGGGACCCCAAAGACUCAUCAGGGGACGGGGAGCUUGACCUCAGCGGCAUCGAUGACCUUGAGAUUGACCGAUACAUCCUGAACGAGUCAGAAGCCCGAGUAAAGGCUGAGCUGUGGAUGCGGGAGAAUGCUGAGUACCUGCGGGAGCAGAGGGAGAAAGAAGCGAGAAUAGCAAAGGAGAAGGAGCUCGGCAUCUACAAGGAGCACAAGCCCAAGAAGUCUUGCAAACGCCGGGAGCCAAUCCUGGCCAGCACAGCUGGGGAAGCUAUUGAGAAGAUGCUAGAACAGAAGAAGAUCUCCAGCAAGAUCAACUACAGUGUGCUGCGGGACCUUAACAGCAAGGGUGGAGGCAGCCCGCCCAGAGACGACUCCCAGCCCCCAGAGCAUACCAGCACCAAGAAGCUCUCACGGAGGAAAAGAGCAGCUACCAGGAAUACUGCUGAUGCUGGGCCAAGCACGGGGAAGAGGUUGAGGCCUCUGGUGUCUGCCCAGCCGGCUAAGAAGGCAGCUGUGGGAGAGGCCAUGCUCUUAAGUUCCCCUGCCUUGGGAGCUGAGCCUAUCAAGCCAUCAGCAGUCUUGGUGGAGAGUGGCCCUGUGUCGUACCAUCCUGAGGAGGAUGCAGAUGAGGAGGAUGCUGAGGAAGAGGAUGGAGAGCCCUGCGUCAGUGCUCUGCAGAUGAUGGGUGGCAAUGAUUACGGCUGUGAUGGUGACGAGGAUGAUGGCUACUGAGUGGAACUCACGACCAGGCAGCGUCCUGGUGCUGGACUCCAAGUGUACCUGUUUUGUGGGCAUCAGAUGGGCCCGGGGGCCACGGCUCACAGGAAUGACUUCUGAGCCUCGACCAGUCAAGCACUGCCCCACUUCUUUGAAACUUCCCAAGGCCACCCUGAGGACCAUUGUACGUACUGUUGGGAAUCAUGUUUUGAGCAAUGUAAGGGAUGUUUUUGCCCAGCGAGGGGAACUAGCUGUGUGUUUGUAUGUAAUGAAACAUGGUCAGAGAGCAGCGGGUCUGGGUCCCACUUGAGGGCCUGGCCUGCCGGUCACUGUGGACCAGGAGUCCUCGGGCAGGCCUGUGUCCUCCUGUCCUUAGGAGACUGAAGCGCAAGGGCUUCAGACAGGAAGCACGGCCCACUCUCAGCAGCUGCCGGUGCUCUCCGUCCUGUCCUUCCCACCAUGGAGAGAUGUGAAGCCAGCAGCUGCGGCAGUUCUUGCUCUGUAGUAGGCGGCCACAGCCUGGCCUCCUGCAGGCAGGGUGCUCCCUCUCUUCAGUGUCUGCUCACCGGCUUGAACCACCAGGAGCACCACAGGCCUCAGCCUCCUGUAUCAGCAGAAGCCAGAGGGUGGAGACGAGCGGACCACGUGCCCGUGUGCAGCUUUCUGUUGUAGCACAAUCCAUGUGGAGUUCUGGCCCUGCCCCAUCAGCCAGAUGAACCUUUAGUGCUCCUGAACGAGAACCCUCUGCCAAGAAGCCUGAGAAGGCCCGCAGGGCACCCUCGGUGCAGGUCACUCCGGCCUUCCUUUCCUGGAGGCAGCCUGGAUGCAGACUACAUGACUUUCAGAUCAAGAGGUGGGGCCAGGCCUGAGGUGAUGAGUUGGGGCUGCUGCAGAUGAGAGUGGGUGGGUUGGGUGGGCAGGGAGGAAGUGGUUUUGAUGAAAAGAUUGUGAGAUGCUUCGGAAUUCUGUGUGGGAAUGUGGACCCAUAGUCAGAGGCCCUUCCCGGAAGUGAGAUCAGAGCUGUGGUAGGGGAGAACA